AUGAAGACAACGAGGGCCGAACGACACCGAUUCAUCGCCUCCUCCUUCUUCUUCGUCUUGUUCCUCUGCGUCUUAGCUUCCAUCAACGAAGUCCGUUUCGACAAUCUAUUGCGGAUCGGCAGGUGCGCCCUCUCGUCCCCCUCCCUUGGCGACGGCGGCGCCGCCGAAUCCCACGACACGAUCUCCUCCUCCGAAACCCCAUACGAGGCGGCGAGCACGACCUCCGGCGACCUCCGAAUCCUGAUCGGAAUCCUGACGCUGCCGGAUCAGUACCAGCGCCGCCACUUCCUCCGCCUCGUGUACGGCACCCAAUCAGCGGCGGGAGCCCAGGUGGACGUGAAGUUCGUGUUCUGCAACCUCACCAAAGAGGACCAGAAGGUGCUGGUGGCCCUGGAGAUCAUGCGCUUCGACGACGUCAUCAUCCUGGACUGCAAGGAGAACAUGAACAAGGGGAAGACGUACACCUACUUCUCGAGCUUGCCGGAGAUCUUCAACGACCACGGCCGGUACCCUCCGUACCAUUACGUGAUGAAGGCGGACGACGACACGUACGUGAGGUUGGAGAAUCUGGUGAAGUCGCUGAGGAGCCUUCCGAGAGAAGACUUGUACUACGGGUACGUGAUCCCUUGCCCCAGCAUGGACCCCUUUGUUCAAUACAUGUCCGGAAUGGGGUACUUGAUAUCUUGGGAUAUAGUGGAGUGGAUCAGGGUCUCUGAGAUCCCCAAGAAGCGUUUGGAAGGGCCGGAGGAUAAGGUCUUCGGGGAAUGGAUUCGAGAGGGCCGUCGCGCCAAGAACAGGUAUAACGCCAAGUGGUCCAUGUACAACUUCCCCGACCCGCCCACCCAAUGCACCCACCACCUCUGGCCCGACACCGUCGCCGUUCACCUUCUCAAGAAGCAGGACAAGUGGAUCCGUACGUUGAGUUAUUUUAAUGUCACUAAAAAUCUUAAACCUUCUAAACUCUACCGAAUACCCCAACCCCAACCGUAGCCCGUAGCUCAUUUGAAUUUUAUUCAUGCAAGCAUUAAUUACAAAUACUCCGUUAAAAAAAAGUGGAAUUAAUUUAUACCGGAUCAAGAUGGAGCGAUCCUCCUCCAUCACCA
This is a messenger RNA of Malania oleifera, 1103 nucleotides long. RefSeq lists its product as uncharacterized. The coding region runs from base 1 to 990 and encodes 329 amino acids. The record is from RefSeq and is a predicted model, not a curated record. Lineage: Eukaryota; Viridiplantae; Streptophyta; Magnoliopsida; Santalales; Ximeniaceae. Gene Ontology annotation, molecular function: hexosyltransferase activity. The transcript has a single exon. Gene Ontology annotation, cellular component: Golgi membrane.